UACACGAUGAACAGCUGGUAAUAGACUUUCAUCAACCCAGAUUCUGUCUGGUUGGGCGCAAUACAUACUGUACACAGCAAGCGUUCCCAAGUCACCCCCCAAAGACUCUCAAUCGCAGUCCUCAUCAUGGGCUGGGACCCUGCGACCAUCGCAGGCGUUGCGGCGCUUGUCGUCGCCAUUGUCGCCAUGAUCAUCGCCGUGGCCCAGGCUACCCAGCAAUACUUUAUCACCGGCCAGCAGAUCCGUCUGUGUGACAGUGUCGUGUACGGACCGAUGCCGGGCCAAGGCCGUCGCGUUUGGGAGAUGUCGCAGUUCCGCUUCCGUGUGCUGUACAGCAUGCCACAGAUAUCUCUCGAGCCGCGUCACUGGGGAUCUGGCGGCGGAGCUAUCAGGCGUUCGUGUGCUAUUGCGGAGCACCCUCUCCCGUGCCUUAGAGCUUGGGAUGCUCUAACAGAAGUAAAUUCAGGGCAAACGGUCAAUGAAAUGAGCUCACCUGGACAACAAGCUCUCCGCAGACGACGACCUGCGCCCGAGGCGGGCGAAGUGGAGAGGCAUGCCGGAAAGGAGACACGCAAAUCGACCGUCCCGCCAGGAGAAGCUUCUUGGGUCUCGUUUUGCCGAGCUGUGGAACGUUCAUGCGGCGACUCGAUACGGGUGGACUAUGUCGAAUGCGACGUCGAUCGAUGCCCAAGCGACCUCGUCAGCGUCCCGAUGCCCACCUCGAUGAGAGACAUUGUCAUCAUGGGCUUAACAGCGGGCAUGGUUGUCACGAGAGCAUCCUUUGAAGAAAAGUCCGUGUCGAUGCAGGGCCCAGCUGGGAGCUUGACCAGCGCGAGCCAUCCUGUCUUGGGACCCAUAUUGCAUUUCACCCCAACCACUCUGUGCCCCCCGGUGCCGCAGGCCUUCGGGGUGAGCAGGACAAGCCCGCGCGGCACCGUCGACGACCCCUGGCUGGGCAGGAUUUUGGACGUCCCUAGUGUCGCGAAUCAGUACUACCACUGGGUUAAGAGGCGCACGGCGCGCAGACUGGACGAAAGAUGGAUCAAGGAUCACCAAGGCUUGACGGGCUAUGAGAUUCACGUCGCCUCAGUCACGAAAACCAAGGCCUCUGCCAAGGGAACAAAUUUGGAGCAAAAGACAUCCCCCAGCGAUGGUGAGCGAAGAGGUCUAGCCAGGACCGACCCUUACCAACUGGUGGAGCACAAACCAGCGGAUGGCGCUUGGGUCAUGAUCAUUUAUCUACCACCUCCAUGUCCAUACGGGAAGCGGCGCGGACCACAGCGACGGGCUGGGUCUGGAGGAAUUCCAGAACCAGAUGGUGAAGCGAACCAAAAGCACUCCGCUAAAGGCCACGCACGUUCUGGGAAUGUCCAUGCGUCGUCGUACAGGAGGCCCAAGGUCGAGGAUGCCGAUGACGAGGGAGAAUCUGUGCAGCCCGUGGCCGAGAAGACGACCUCAUCGCCACCCGCAGAUCCCCGUAAGGAUUCCGAAUCGCCAGUACCACCUCUUCCACCCGGUUUCAACGAGCCACCAUCCCUCAUGCUUGAUGACGAGGAUGAGGGAGGGCAUGAGCGUGAUAACACGACAGACCCGUUAGCGGAACGCAAGAGGAUUGCAAAAGAGCGUCAAGCCGCAAGAGCUGUCAAGAUGGACGCAAUACAAAAGGACAUGUCUCUUGUCCAGCAGUCGGUCGAGCAGGGCGCGAUGACUUCACCCUAUGAAGAAGCAGCCGCCGAAAGGAGAGGAGACCAGAUCCCAAAGCUGCUGACCUACCAUUCGCUCCACAGUUCCGCUGACGCAGCUGAAAAGGAACCACCACCGGUCACGGACGAGGCGUACGAGGCUCGAGACAGGGAGAAGGAGAGGGAGGAGGCCAAAUUGGCGAGGGGCGAAGCCCGGCACAAGAGGAACCUGGCUCGAACGCAGGUCAUGAGGAUGACCAGGGUCGAUGUGUUCUGGCUAAGCCAGGUGGACAUCACCGGCGGGCAAUGGGUGACGCCCUGGCACGACGCUGAAUGCCUGCCGCUGUCAGCAGCUGCUGCAGGCGGCAUCACGGUCAUCCUCGAGGCCUUGCUCGGGUUUCUCGACGAGAAGUCGCUCCUCUAUACAGGUUCAAGCAUGGAAACGUACAGAUCCUUCCAAGAGACGGCCUACUGGAUGCUCGAGGGCAGGACGACGUCGUUCCCAGCCUACGCCCUCAAUGCGCGCGGCGGCGUCGUCGCCCAGGGUACGUACAUUGGCGUCAACAUCCCUGUACUGGAGGGCGUCGUGCCCGCGCUGCAGCUCCUACACUCGUACGAGUGGCAAGUCAGCACGACCCGGAACAACGAGGACAAUGUCGAGGAGUCUAACGUGGAGCUGAUGCGGAUCGACGCGUGGCUGUCAUACGUGGGACGCACCGAUCAGAUCGCCAACGGGCCCCGAAGGCUGCUCAAGCAGACGCCCGCCCUGAUCGCCCUGCUCGUGGAGGAGCACGAGCUCGACUUUCAGAACAUGGACCUGUCGGCGGAGGAGGGUGGGUGGCAGGACAUUGCCGAUGCGGCGGCGGAUCUGAUGGACACGCUGGUGGAGGAGGAGCUGAACGAAGCGGAGCAGCUCUACGUCCUCGUGGCCCUGCUGCGGACGUUGAAGGUGGUGCAGAGCGUGUGGGCGGGUUCCGACUCGCACGAUCUGCGGACAAUCCUGGAGCGAGAUGUCCAGGUCCACCUGGUCUAGUCAUACUAUUCUGCCAUACGUUGAUCUAUGCUGGGAAACGAAA
Emericellopsis atlantica is the source of this 2758-nucleotide messenger RNA. RefSeq lists its product as uncharacterized. Lineage: Eukaryota; Fungi; Ascomycota; Sordariomycetes; Hypocreales; Bionectriaceae. The record is from RefSeq and is a predicted model, not a curated record. The coding region runs from base 127 to 2715 and encodes 862 amino acids. The transcript has a single exon.